UCUUCUAGGUAUGGAGUGUUCUGGAGAAGUGUUAGAUAUUGGUUCAAAUGUAACAAACGUAAAUCGUGGUGAUCGAGUAUUAGCUUUAUGUCGUUUUAAUGCAUGGACGGAACAAGUGAUGUGUAAAAAAGAUCUCGUUUUUAAAAUACCAAACGAAAUGACAUUUCGAGAAGCAGCUGGUUUUGGAGUAUCUUAUAUUACGGCAUAUAUUUUAUUAUUUGAACUUGGACAAUUGAGAUCAGGACAAACUCUUUUUUUUCAUUCGGCGGGUGGUGGUGUAGGAGUUGCAUUAACUCAAUUAUCAAAAUUAGUCAACAAUUUAACUGUCAUAGCCACAGCAUCACCACAUAAAUUUGAUGUACUAAAAAAUCAUAUUCAUUAUUUAUUUGAACACGAUAUUGAUUAUACAGAAGAUAUUAAAAAAAUUUGCCCGGAAGGUAUUGAUUUAAUAUUAGAUUGUAUGGCAGGAGAUGAUUGUGAACGUGGUCUAAAUUUGUUAAAAUUAAAUGGCAAAUAUAUUAUGUAUGGUACCUCGAGUGCUUUGACCUGGGAUACUAAAAAUUUCUUUGGCAUUACAAAAGGUCUUUCACAAUGGUGGCAGAAUGAUAAAGUCAGUAUAAAACGAUUAUUUGAAGAUAGCAAAAGUGUUCAUGGUUUUAAUUUAUUUCAAUUACUUCAUCGAAAUGGUGGUUCGGCUGAUACUCGACGAUAUAUCGGUGACAUUUUACAAAAAGUCUUUAGUUUAUUCAAAGCAGGAAAGAUAAAACCUGUUGUCGAUUCUGUUUACACAUUUGAGCAAGUAAAUGAUGCCAUCAGUCAAUUAACCGAAAGAAAAAAUAUCGGUAAAGUUAUAAUAGAACCAUUUUCCAAUAGCAAACCAGAAAAAGUGAAAAAACUAAAACCACCAAGUCAAAAAAAAUCAAAUCAUACGUCAGAAGAACAAUCGAGUCCUGAAACAAGUGGCCCAGAUGAGGAUAAUGAUGAUAAAACACAACAUAGCGAAGGAGAACAUGCAUAA
Messenger RNA from Didymodactylos carnosus, 1018 nucleotides. NCBI's taxonomy places the organism in Eukaryota, Metazoa, Rotifera, Eurotatoria, Philodinida, Philodinidae. The record is from the annotation of a GenBank genome assembly.